Molecule: messenger RNA, 899 nt
Organism: Ceratina calcarata
Lineage: Eukaryota; Metazoa; Arthropoda; Insecta; Hymenoptera; Apidae
Product: coiled-coil domain-containing protein 124
Exons: 4
Coding region: 97-720 (207 amino acids)
Biological process (GO): transcription by RNA polymerase II
Cellular component (GO): nucleus
Molecular function (GO): transcription coactivator activity
Source: RefSeq, a predicted model, not a curated record
AUGUCAUAUGCCGUCAUCCGCACGGAAGGUGUUAAUAGGUGAUCGGAUCACGAUCACGGUGAUAAGUUUUGAUCAUCGCAACCGGAGCCGAUCAGUAUGCCGAAAAAAUUCGUCGGUGAGAAUAGCAAAGCUGUCGCCGCGCGGGCUAGGAAAGCUGCGGCGAAAGAGGCCGAGAGCACGAAGAAAGCACUCGAGGCAGAAGAAAAGGCUUGGCAGGACGAUGACCGGCAAUUAUUAAAAAAGAAACAGAAACAGGAAGAAAUAGAAAAGAAGCGGCAACAGCAAUUAGAGAAGAAAGCGGAAGUGAAAGCUCUUCUUGAAAAAGAAAUGGCAAAUAUAAAAGUGGGUGGUAAGCAACCUGCGGCUAAGAUAACGAGAGCAGAAAUUGUCUCCGUGACAGAGAAACGAAAUCAAGUCGCGUUGAAGAAGAAGGAGGAAACACCGCUCGAGGAAAAUUUAAAUAGGCUAACGAUCGAGGGUGAAACUGCUCACGGCAUAGACGAGGCUUUAUCUGUUUUAAGUACAAAGGAACCAGAGGUCGAUCACCAUCCGGAGAAACGCGUAAAGGCCGCAUACGCUAGUUUCGAGGAGAGGAUGAUGCCUAUUGUUAAGGAGCAAAACCCUACGCUCAGGUUAAGUCAAUUAAAACAAAUUCUGAAGAAAGAAUGGAUGAAAUCGUCGGAGAAUCCGCUCAAUCAAAAGUUACUUCUGAAUCAGUGAUCGUUAAAUGGGAACUGGGAACCUAAACACGCAUAAAACAUUACGAAUGAUUAGACGUGGAACGCGAGACUCAUUAAUAUGUAAUCAUAAAUCGGAAAACAAAUAUCUGUACACAAUUUUAUUGUAAACGAAUAAGUUAUACUCCGGUAGAAUACAUAAAAUAACAUUGUAUAAAAUCA